Molecule: messenger RNA, 3107 nt
Organism: Perca flavescens (yellow perch)
Lineage: Eukaryota; Metazoa; Chordata; Actinopteri; Perciformes; Percidae
Gene: dph6
Product: diphthamine biosynthesis 6
Exons: 15
Coding region: 135-2255 (706 amino acids)
Biological process (GO): protein histidyl modification to diphthamide
Molecular function (GO): diphthine-ammonia ligase activity
Source: RefSeq, a predicted model, not a curated record
UCUAACUCUCACAUGUCGUUGUGUACAUCACAUCCCGGUGUACAUCUACCGGUUGCUAAGCACAGUUAUCACGUUGUGUAUCAUUAUAGCCAAUGUUUUUGAUGUCAUUAGUUUUUUAAACAAAAAAUCAGAAGAUGAAAGUUGUCGCGUUAAUAAGUGGAGGCAAAGACAGCUGCUACAACAUGAUGCAGUGUGUUGUUGCUGGGCACCGGAUCGUAGCUUUGGCCAACCUACGUCCUGCUAACACAGAUGAGUUGGACAGCUACAUGUACCAGACAGUUGGCCACCAGGCCAUAGAGCUGUAUUCUGAAGCCAUGGAUCUGCCCCUGUAUAGACGCACCAUUCAGGGCUCUAGCCUGGACACCAGCAGAAACUACAGUGUGACAGAGGGGGAUGAGGUGGAGGACCUAUAUGAGCUGCUUCACCUUGUCAAGGAAAAAGAGGGUGUCGAGGCAGUGUCUGUAGGGGCCAUUCUCUCCGAUUACCAGAGGGUCCGUGUGGAAAAUGUAUGUUUGCGGCUAGGUUUGCAGCCCCUGGCCUACCUGUGGCGCCGAGACCAAGAGUCCUUGCUCUCCGAGAUGAUAUCAUCUGACCUCCAUGCUAUCCUCAUCAAAGUCGCCGCCUUCGGCCUGGAUCCAGAGAAGCACUUAGGACAACCUCUAGCUGACAUGGAGCCCUAUCUGAAACAGCUCUCCCAGAAGUAUGGAGUUCAUAUUUGUGGAGAAGGAGGUGAAUAUGAAACAUUCACCCUUGAUUGCCCCCUCUUCAAAAAGAAGAUGGUUAUUGAUGCAGCGGAGACAGUAAUCCACUCAGCAGAUGCCUUUGCUCCAGUUGGCUACCUGCGCUUCACCAAGAUCCACACCGAGAACAAAGAUGCCGUGAGUCAAACGUCUGAAGGAAUCCAUGAGUUUAACUUGGAUGUGGUGGCGAGCGCUUUGCCCCAUGGUAGUUGUCCUUGCCAGAACGCCAUUGACAACAUGACUGAGGAGGUGGAAUAUGCUGAUCAAGCUCAAGACAACCAGCAAGAAUUUACAUCAAAAUGUGACCUUAGUUGUCAGCGGGGCCACGAUCUCCCUUCAUCCUGCUCACCAAGGAGCUCCAGGGGCUAUCAGUGGAUCUCUGGCAUCAACGGCCUUCAGAGCAAAGAUCCCACCAUCCAGGGCCAGACAUCGGCGGCUUUUACACAGCUCCAAAGUGAGUUGGACAGCAGAGGCUGGAAAAUGAAGGACAUCAUCCUGGUGCACCUGUAUGUGAGGUCCAUGGAAGACUUUGUUCUACUCAACACAUUCUAUAAGAAACACUUUGGCAUAAACCCUCCAGCCAGGGUGUGUGUUCAGGCUCCUCUACCUGCUGGUCAGCUGCUGCAGAUGGACUGUCUGCUCCAUGACUGGACCGAGCCCCUGGAGGAAGGCUGCUUCCACCAGAAGGAAGCCCUGCAUGUCCAGAGCCUGUCCCACUGGGCCCCAGCCAACAUCGGGCCCUACAGUCAGGCUCUCAGGGUUGAAGAGUCAGUUUUCUGUGCAGGCCAAAUUGCUUUGGUCCCGUGUACCAUGCAGCUGGUAAAGGCUGGCACCAGGACGCAGGCCCGUUUGUCCUUCAGCUAUGUGAAGAAGGUUCUGGAGGCUGUGAUCAGCAGUCUGACUCUAGCUCAUGUUGUCCAGGCUCACUGCUACACCACAAGACACCAAGACAUUCCCAUCAUCAGGGCCGUCUGGGAGAGCAUGCUGAGGGACGCAGAGGAAGAGAAGGACUUGCUGUGGGAGCCUGAGACCAAACCCGCGCCGUUAUUGGUCGUCAUGGUACCAGCCUUACCCAAGGGUGCAGCUGUUGAGCUUCAUGUAACUGCAAUUCAGGAUGACCCCACCAAAAGGACUUCCUGUCACGUGACUACAAAGGUGGCGUGUGGAUCCAUAGAGUGCCACACUGUAAUGUCUGCUGACACGUGUAGUGCUUCACUCUCACUUUCCCUGGCUGUGCCCGGCGAUAACCUGGAGGUCACCAGUGUGGCGGAUGUAACAGAAGCAGUUGGCGCUACAUUUAAGAAAGCCAUGACGAAGGUGGAUGCUGAGCUGGUGCCACUGUGUGCCAGGGUGUUCUACAAGUGCAACCACUCACUGGCACAGCAGAUUGUUAAAGAACUUGAAGAAAGUUUGAGAAGCUCUCUAGGAGAGUCCAGUCCCUCCAUGGCCCUGGUUCCAGUCCUGGACUUGCCUGACUCCCAGAUCCUCCACCUGUCCUGCUGGCUCAGUUUAUAGAAACACAGCCAGAGUCAACAACCAGACUCCAGUCAUCCAUAGCACCGGAAUUCAGUGGGGCUUUUCUAGAGGAGCGACUCUGACAAUCCAAAACCUAAUGACUUACUGUCAGGACAGGACAUCAGUGAAUGUGGAAAAAUAAAAACUGCAUAACUGCUCAUUAAUGUUGACUGUUUAUCACUGCUGAUUGUUGAAAUGUAAAGCUUUGUCCGUCUCCAAGUGGUUUUGAUGAGCGGUUUUGAGGAUGUGUUUAUUCCACUUCAUAUCCCAGAACUUAGGCCAAUAAUUCACUUUGUCCUCCUCUGGACUUGUAUAUUGCAGCAGCUGUCGUUCUGCCUCGGAAACAAGUCUCAUGGAACUUCUAUUAGCUGAAGCUGCAUACCAGAAGACUGGAGACCAUAGUCUACAAAAGGAGACACCAGCAGUGUCUCAUUCCACGAGGCGAUAAACUGUAUCCCCUGAUAUCCCACUGUUUCUGGUGGAAUUUCUCUCACCACGUUAGCUAACACCCCUCAUAAAGGCCUAGCGCCACCGCUGACACCAUCUGUUCAGUUGUAAACCUAUAGAUUUACUGUGUGACUGGUUUGUGAGAGUGUGUAAUGUGUAUGGAUGAGGUGACUGUGUUUCUCUCUCUCAUGCUUCAUGGGAUUCAAGGUGUGUUAUUAUUGUGUAAUAGGCAAUCAGCGCCAAGCACCUGAAAAGAUUAAGCCUCUUUAUGUUUUCUAUUGAUUCUAAGGCAACCUGGUUAAUAGGAGAGGGACACUGCAACACACAGCUGCAGGGUGUGUGUGUGUGUGUGUGUGUGUGUGUGUGUGUGUGUGUGUGUGUGUGUGUGUGUGUGUGUGUGUGUGU